AUCAGAUAGUUGUACUUGACAUAAUUUAGGUCAAACUUCUUAUACGCCGUAAUAGCAGGUAGAUUGAACUUUGAAAGGCUUUAUUGCCGUCGUGCAGAGAUAUUUACAAGUUUUCUGUAUUAUAGAUCUCUUCUCGACUAUUGGAUAACAUUUAAAGACAAUUGCUCCAUUUGCCAGGAGUUCUGUGUGACACAGAAAAGACGUGCUUUACACACUGCAAAAUUGCCCUGUCUGACGGCUUUGAACAACGGAGACACAUAAUUGUAAGAUGGAAAGAAGAAGCAAAGGAAGACUGAUCCUGGCCCUGGCCGCCCUUGUCCUGGUGGUGGUAGGUGCGGUGGUGGGGAUUGUGCUCGGUGCCAGGAAGACGUCCCCAGGAGAGGUGGACACGCAGCAGGUGGACGCCUUGGUGGCGUGCAUAGCCAGGGAGGGGACACGGGACGAGUGUGAGGCCACAGGCUGUUUCUGGAAAAACCUGACCGCCUCCUCCCCAAAAUGUUGGUAUAAGCAGGCUUCACAAACCGGGUAUGGGUAUCGACUGAACGGUGAGAUAGAGAACACGACGCUGGGGUAUCGUAUGAAACUCUCUCGCAUCAAAACUACUCCUUUGUAUUACAAGAAUUCUACGCCCAUUGAUGACGUGAAACUAGAAGUGGAGUUUCAUGACAUCAGUAGACUGAGACUGAAGUUCACAGACUUUCAUAAGCAACGAUAUGAGGUAUCCCAGCAAGCCUUGGACAUCCCAGCACCAAGCAGCCCACCUGACGUAAAAAGCAGGUUAUAUGACGUCAGAUUUGUCAGGGAACCGCAGUUUGGAAUAGAAGUAGUGAGGAAAUCUAAUGGCGUAGUUAUUUUUAACACCGCGUUGCCCGGUUUUACGUUCACAGACCAGUAUCUCCAGCUCACCACGCGCCUCAGCUCCAGUCACGUGUACGGCUUUGGGGAACACAAUCAUCUAAGAUAUAAACACGACAUGAACUGGAAAAGAUGGCCGAUAUUUACCCGUGACCAGGGCCCAUAUGCUGAUCCAUGGAAUUUAUACGGUCAUCAGACUUUUUACAUGAACGUAGAGACCUCAGGAAAUGCCAAUGGCGUAUUUUUGAAGAAUUCCAAUGCCAUGGAUAUAGUAUUGCAACCUGACCCUUAUCCGGGGAUUUCGUACCAGGUUAUCGGAGGAGUUUUGGACUUCUUUUUAUUCCUGGGACCGACACCCGAGAACGUGGUACAGCAGUAUAACAAGGCCGUGGGGUUUCCGGUGAUGCCACCAUAUUGGAGCCUGGGGUUCCAGCUGUGUCGCUGGGGUUAUAACGAUACUGCGCAUGUUCGAGAAGUUCUGAAACGUCAACGAGAAGCAGCAAUACCACAGGAUGUGCAGUACGUAGACAUCGACUAUACAUAUGAGAAGCUUAUGUUCACGUACAAUAGGCAAGGUUUCCGUGAUCUACCUGAACUUGUACAGGAGCUCCAUGAUAUGGGGCAGAAAUUGAUCCUCAUACUGGACCCUGGUAUUGGAACCAACCCAAAUUUUACAACAACGGCUCCACCCAACAACUCCUACCCGCCUCUGGAGGACGGUGAACAAAAAGACAUUUUCGUCAAAAAUCCAAACAAAACCGGAUAUCUUGUGGGAGAGGUGUGGCCGGAGAGCGUCUAUUAUCCAGAUUUCACUAAACCAUCAACAAACAAUUGGUGGCGACAUUGGGUCCACGACUUCUUUUUUAACCAGAAAGUGGAGUACGACGCCUUGUGGGUGGACAUGAAUGAACCUGCAAACUUCCGGCCAGGAUCCUUCAGUGGAGCGUGCGAUGAUAAUAAAUGGAACAGGCCUCCCUAUAUACCAAGAAUUCUUGAUUAUGACAAGGGUCACUUGUACACGAAGACGCUGUGUAUGGACGCGGUUCACGACAACUGGGGGGACGAGACCAUACAUUAUAACGUCCACUCUCUGUAUGGCCAUUCCAUGGCUAUGUCUUCUUACGACGUUUUGCGCAAGCUAAUCCCGUCAAAACGACCACUGGUCUUGACAAGGUCAACAUUUGCUGGGACUGGGAAAUAUGCCGUUCACUGGCUAGGAGACAACGCAAGCCAAUGGCCGCAUCUCGCGUGGUCCAUUCCAGGCAUGCUAGAAUUUAACCUUUUUGGAUUCCCAUACGUGGGAGCAGACAUCUGCGGGUUCUGGGGCGACACCACGGAGGAGCUGUGCACGCGGUGGAUGCAGGUUGGAGCCUUCUAUCCUUUCUCCAGAAACCACAAUGCCCAGAACUACCCGCGAACCGAUGGCUUUAAGGAUCAAGACCCAGCGGUAUUUGGAGAACCCCUGGUCUCUAGAGCACGUGACGUCCUCAACACGAGAUAUAAACUUCUGCCAUACCUGUACACGUUGUUUCACUACGCCCACACUGAGGGAUCCACUGUCGCCAGGCCUUUACUACACGAAUUCCCAGGUGACCCUACAACGUAUGACAUAGACACACAGUUCAUGUGGGGAGCCGCGUUCCUGAUAUCACCGGCUUUGAAAGAGAAACAGGUUGAAGUGAAGGCCUACCUCCCGAAAGCCAGGUGGUACGACUAUUUCACUGGACAGGAAAUUUUUGGAACUGGACAACACGUGACACUCCGCACCCCUCUCGACCACAUCAAUCUCCAUGUUCGGGGGGGCUACGUCAUACCCUGGCAAGAACCGGCCAAUACCACAGUGAUCAGGUUAGUGCACUUAUGUUUAAAACAUUUCAUCUCCACGUCACAUUUUAAGGACAUGAAUGAACCUGCAAACUUCCGGCCAGGAUCCUUCAGUGGAGCGUGCGAUGAUAAUAAAUGGAACAGGCCUCCCUAUAUACCAAGAAUUCUUGAUUAUGACAAGGGUCACUUGUACACGAAGACGCUGUGUAUGGACGCGGUUCACGACAACUGGGGGGAAGAGACCAUACAUUAUAACGUCCACUCUCUGUAUGGCCAUUCCAUGGCUAUGUCUUCUUACGACGUUUUGCGCAAGCUAGUCCCGUCAAAAAGACCACUGGUCUUGACAAGGUCAACAUUUGCUGGGACUGGGAAAUAUGCCGUUCACUGGCUAGGAGACAAUGCAAGCCAAUGGCCGCAUCUCGCGUGGUCCAUUCCAGGCAUGCUAGAAUUUAACCUUUUUGGAUUCCCAUACGUGGGAGCAGACAUCUGCGGGUUCUGGGGCGACACCACGGAGGAGCUGUGCACGCGGUGGAUGCAGGUUGGAGCCUUCUAUCCUUUCUCCAGAAACCACAAUGCCCAGAACUACCCGCGAACUGAUGGCUUUAAGGAUCAAGACCCAGCGGUAUUUGGAGAACCCCUGGUCUCUAGAGCACGUGACGUCCUCAACACGAGAUAUAAACUUCUGCCGUACCUGUACACGUUGUUUCACUACGCCCACACUGAGGGCUCCACUGUCGCCAGGCCUUUACUACACGAAUUCCCAGGUGACCCUACAACGUAUGACAUAGACACACAGUUCAUGUGGGGAGCCGCGUUCCUGAUAUCACCGGCUUUGAAAGAGAAACAGGUUGAAGUGAAGGCCUACCUCCCGAAAGCCAGGUGGUACGACUAUUUCACUGGACAGGAAAUUUUAGGAACUGGACAACACGUGACACUCCGCACCCCUCUCGACCACAUCAAUCUCCAUGUUCGGGGGGGCUACGUCAUACCCUGGCAAGAACCGGCCAAUACCACAGUGAUCAGUCGUACAAAGCCAAUGGGCCUCAUAGUGGCAGUGGAUGAACACAGCCAGGCCAGUGGGCAGCUCUUCUGGGACGAUGGGGAAUCGUACGAAACCUACCAGAACGGCAAUUAUCUGCUGGUCAACUUCACAGUCACGGGAAGCACGCUCUCUAUCGCCCCCGUGCACAGUAAUACAUCAGCCAGCGCCGGACUGGUCUUUGAUACUGUGGAAAUUUACGGCUUGAGGAACGAGCCGACAUUCAUGGUGAAUGGAGCACCAAAGAGUACAGGAGUGGAGUGGAGCAGCAGUUACAAGGUGGCCCGACUGAAGAGCCUUAAUCUCCCAAUAGAAACAGAACACAACAUCCGAUGGACUAUAUUUUAGAACAAAUAAGCAUAAUAUAGUGAUGUGAAUAACGCUCUACAAAAAUAAACUUUUUUAAGAAACGGAAAAACCCGCAUUUCAAGCGCAGUCUACUUAUUGAUGUAUUUUUGCACAAAAAAUUAUGUAUAUACUCUAAAUGUUUUAUCAUUUUUUUAACAGAAAUUUUAAUGAAUUUCAGAAUUUUAGGGGGAAAAGCGUAUUGCUUCUCGUACAAUCACGUUAAUCAGUAAGCUUCUAUUCAGUUUGCACUCUACCGACAAAAUAAUAAUAAUAUCCAUUCGUAUGUGUCGCAUUCCAUUAAAUAUUAAUAUGCCAUUAAAUUAAUUGCAAAUGUAUAGACUGUUGUUUCUUGUUUGUAGUUCUGACCAGUAAUAUGCGAGUAUUGCUCAUUCGCCUCAGUGAACUUGUCUAUUUACAAACAUUUGAAUAAGUAUUUUAAACAGGAAGUAUAUUUUAAAUGUGGCACCAUGGUCGUUAACACAACGUACUAAACAACUCCACAAGUACGAAUGUUGGUCCUAUCUAAACUGUUCUUAAUACCUAGAAGAAAAGUUCAUUGGAUCGCACCUUUGGAACACGUGCGUUAAUGUAUUGGUUCAGAGGACAUACAGAUUUUGUGCCCAGCUUUCCGCAGAGUCGGAACUGUUUUUCUUUUCGCUAUACCAUAACAUUUUCAGCGUUUGUAUUUUGUCACAAGCACUUAAUAAGUAAUUCAAUACGCAAUGGUCUUAAAGAAAUUACACUGAAAAUGUGUUCACUUUAUUUUUUUAGUAAAUAAAAAGUUGAAAAGAAUUAAACAAAAACAUUUGAAAGGCAUUUUCCAUUAUAGAUAAAUAUAUUAAAAUAUCCAUUUAAAAAAGCCCCAUCACUAUUGGUUUAUUGAGAAGUGCACAAGAAUUGUUACUUGUAGACUAAUGCCUAAC
This is a messenger RNA of Lingula anatina, 4989 nucleotides long. RefSeq names its product sucrase-isomaltase, intestinal. The record is from RefSeq and is a predicted model, not a curated record. Gene Ontology annotation, biological process: carbohydrate metabolic process. Gene Ontology annotation, molecular function: carbohydrate binding; alpha-1,4-glucosidase activity. Lineage: Eukaryota; Metazoa; Brachiopoda; Lingulata; Lingulida; Lingulidae.